Messenger RNA from Stereum hirsutum FP-91666 SS1, 1741 nucleotides. RefSeq names its product beta-glucosidase. Gene Ontology annotation, molecular function: beta-glucosidase activity. The coding region runs from base 1 to 1536 and encodes 511 amino acids. Gene Ontology annotation, biological process: carbohydrate metabolic process. The record is from RefSeq and is a predicted model, not a curated record. The transcript has 16 exons. NCBI's taxonomy places the organism in Eukaryota, Fungi, Basidiomycota, Agaricomycetes, Russulales, Stereaceae.
AUGAUUACCUCUGAAGCCCCCGUGGCAAAGCUACCCAAGGAUUUCAUAUGGGGCUUCGCCACAGCGUCGUUCCAAGUUGAAGGUUCUCUCGACGUCGAUGGCCGCGGUAAAUCCUUCUGGGACGACUUCUCUCACAUUCCUGGAAAGACUCUCGACGGAGGCAACGGAGACGUUGCUACCGACUCUUACCGGCUAUACAAGGAAGACAUAGCGCUCCUCAAGUCCUACGGUGUCAAGUCUUACAGAUUCAGCAUUGCGUGGUCAAGAAUCAUUCCGCUGGGCGGAAGGAAUGACCCGAUCAAUCAGAAAGGUAUCGAAUGGUACAGCAAUUUUAUUGACGAGUUGUUGAAGAAUGGGAUCCAGCCAUUUGUGACGCUCUACCACUGGGACUUGCCACAGGGCCUGCACGACAGGUACGGCGGCUGGCUGAACAAGGAAAUCGUUCUCGACUACCAGCACUAUGCUCGCGUCUGUUUCCAAGCUUUCGGCGACCGCGUCAAGAACUGGCUCACGAUGAACGAACCCUGGUGCAUUUCCAUCCUCGGCUACGGACGCGGCGUCUUUGCACCAGGCAGGUCUUCCGACCGCAACAGGUCGCCCGAAGGUGACAGCUCUACGGAGCCUUGGAUCGUCGGCCACCACGUUAUCCUCUCGCACGCUUAUGCCGUGAAGAUCUAUCGUGAGGAGUUCAAGGUAGCGCAAGGUGGCCAGAUUGGAGUUACGCUGAAUGGGGAUUGGGCUGUGCCUUAUGACGAUAAACCUGAGAAUAUCGAGGCGGCUCAACACGCGUUGGAUGUUGCUAUCGGUGAGCUGGACCCAAUUUACCUCGGCCACUACCCUCCCUACAUGCGUACCAUGCUCGGCGACCGUCUCCCUACGUUCUCCGACGAAGAACUCGCCGUCGUGAAAGGCUCGAGUGAUUUCUACGGGAUGAACACGUACACCACUAACCUUUGCAAGGCGGGUGGGGACGACGAGUUCCAAGGUUGCGUGGAGUAUACGUUCACCAGGCCCGAUGGGACGCAGCUCGGAACGCAGGCGCAUUGUGCUUGGUUGCAGACUUAUCCGCAGGGAUUCAGAGACUUGAUGAACUAUCUGUGGAAGAGGUACCAGAAACCGAUCUACGUGACCGAAAACGGUUUCGCAGUCAAGGAUGAGCACAACAUGACCAUCGAUCAAGCCCUCCAAGACUACGACCGCGUCGAAUAUUUCAGGGGUAUGACCGCUGCUAUCUACGGCGCGAUAUUGGAGGACGAGGUGCCUGUUAGGGCUUAUUUCCCGUGGAGUCUGUUGGACAACUUUGAGUGGGCGGACGGCUACGAAACGCGUUUUGGGGUGACUUAUGUGGAUUAUGCGACACAGAAGAGGUACCCUAAGGAAUCGGCCAAGUUCCUCGUCAAGUUUUUCGCCGAGAACAUCGAAUCCUCCGAACCGAAGCUCCCACCCGUCGGGCAAGUUAUCGAGAACAACAAGCUCGCGCACGGACAGGGCUUUGGCGGUGGCGUUUCGGCGCUCGUGGAGAGCGUGUCUGCAUGACUCGUACGGCUGGUCAAAGGUAAGAAUGGGAAGGGGGCGAAGGAGGUGAAGACGGGUGGGAGGAAGGUGCGUGUGGUGGGUUAGGUGACAAGGCCUUUGACCAGCCUGGAUAUGUGCCGCUGUGAUAUCCCUGAUGGGAGCAGCUUGACGCACAUGAGACUUCGAGUUUAGAGACGUGGACUGUGUUGCGUGGCUGUGAACUGUG